Messenger RNA from Oikopleura dioica, 1254 nucleotides. The record is from the annotation of a GenBank genome assembly. Lineage: Eukaryota; Metazoa; Chordata; Appendicularia; Copelata; Oikopleuridae.
AUGAGUGAAUACCAGGAGAAUUUGUCAGCGUCCAACUCUUCUGAGUGGAAUUUCGUCCUCGACUCUUCAAGUUACGAUGGUCAAUAUAACUACGCGCACACAUCUAAAUACACGAUGAGUCUUGCCACCACCGUUCCUGAUGAUUUCCCAGAGGCCCUUAAUAAUUCAUUUUAUCUUCUUCUCGAAGGUGAAAUGUACUUGCGAUGGACUUAUGUGGGCGAAGGAAAUGUGACGAAAAAGGAUGUCGACGAAAGAGUUUGGGACGCAGUUGAUGGAAGCUUUUUUAAUUUUCUUGAUUACAAAUUAUGGCCAGUUAUCUACGACGAAUUCGAACUUGGGUUAAUUUACGAGCAUCCGGACCAUUUUGAACAUGGUGAAGUCGAAGUCCUUGUCGGAGAAUAUCCGGAAUUGGAGGGUGAUUGCGUCGACGAUACUCAUUUCGGUGACAUUAUUUUUUACCCGAUGAUCCUUGGAUUCCAAAUUCCAGUUUCCCAAAUCGAAGCGACAUCGGUCAACGAUUCGUCAGUGACUGAUCUUGCAACUUGUCAGAAACAAUGUGUUAGCCAUGCUGGUUGCUACCAGAUGCAUUUUGCGGAAGAAACGUGCUCUUUGUUUAAUGAUGUCCCGCAAGAAGAAGAUGAAACUUUUACUACCAACAUCGAUAGGUAUAACACGGAGCAUUGGCGAUUCAUCGUCGACAGAAACUGGCGAUCCUUCAAUUAUGCCUACACUUAUCGCUACCGAUUCGUCAUCCCGAACUCGAUUCCAGAUUAUUAUUCACCAGCUGGCAAUAACCAAGUUUGGAUAAGUUUUGAAGGUGAUUUUUACCUGCGCUGGGCAUACCCAAUGUCCUCUGGUCGAAGAAGAAGACAAACUGAUAAUCUUGUGGACGACUUUGUCACUGAAACUUCAAAUACUGCGACUACAGAGUUUCAACAAGAUUUGAAUAUAGUGGACACUGGAGCGACUGUAGAAGAAACAACGCCAAAUGAACGUGGAGCAAUCUCAUCAACCAACGGAAGAACUUUUGAAGCAGGUUCUAGCUCUUCUGGCUCUUCUGGUUCUUCUGGCUCAAGUGGCGGUUCAUCUGGAGGAUCAAGUGCGAAAGUUCCUCCCUAUGUCAGCAACGUCAUCAACUCACCGGAUAAUGAAGGGGAGCCUAUUCAAGUCAUCGAAGAAGUUGUUCCAGAAGAAUCUUCUUCCUCGAUUUUUGGCUUGAGCUUUUGUCUUUCAAUUAUUUUACUGUUCAAUUAG